AUGACUGGUCGGGCCAGGACGACCGCUCGAGGCAGAGCCCGCCGCAGGGAGCAGGAGGAACAAGAGGCACCUGGGGUACCCAGAGCACCUGAAUCAGCUGCAGUGAGCGAGCCCGCUCAGUGGCAGCGGACACCCCGGUCCCUGCGAGGGGAAGGCCCAGUGGUUAGACCGCGGCAGCCAAGAGGAGCAGAAGUAGCAGCACAGUCUCGAGGGGUGAAAGAACCUGGACUUGAAGCUGGAUUAAAAACCCUGUCCUUACAGGAGAGGAUUGGUGGAGUUUUUCAGGACCUGGUAGUAAACACCAGGAGAGAUAUGAUGCAUGUGAAAAACUCAAAAACAGGUUCAGAGGGUGAAGCGGUACAGCUAAUCACCAAUCACUUCCGAGUGAUAUCCCAUCCUCAGCGUGUUGCAUUUAAAUACAACGUUGACUACAAACCAGACGUAGAGGCUGGAAAUCUCCGUCAAAUUUUACUUAAUCAACAUAUAAGGAAAUUUGGAGAGUGCCAUAUAUUUGAUGGAAACUCUUUAUUAUUACCUCAGCCACUAAGAGAGCAGAAAGUGGAAUGGGUGAGCAUAACCGAAGACAAAAAAAUUGUGAAGAUUGUGGUUGAGUUUUCCAAAGAACUCAAGCCCACGUCACCAGAUUGCCUACGCUUUUACAACAUUCUGUUUAGAAAAACUUUGAAGGAGCUAAACUUGAAACAAAUUGGUCGCCACUAUUACACCGAAAAGAUACCAUUGACACUAGAGCGUCGUGGUACCAGGUUGGAAAUCUGGCGUGGUUAUGUUACUUCUAUUCUUCAAUACGAAAACGGCAUUACCCUCUGUGCUGAUGUGAACCACAAACUGCUCCGAAUAGAAACUGUUCAUGAUUUCAUAAGCAAAAUACAGGCACGGGCCUACCCAGGAAACGCCCAACAGGAAGUAGCUAAUAAAUUAAUUGGAUCAAUUGUUCUGACAAAAUACAACAACAGGACCUACAGAGUAGAUGGUAUUGAUUGGAACCAGAAUCCUGACGACACAUUUAACAAAUCAGACGGUACCAAAAUCACCUAUAUAGACUACUACAAGCAGCAACAUAAAGAAAUCAUCACUGUGAUGCAACAGCCACUUCUGAUCAGCCAGGGCAGAUGGAAAAAGGGUCAAACGGAUACACAACGUGAGCCUAUCCUGCUGAUUCCUCAGCUGUGCUACAUGACAGGCCUAACAGAUGAAAUACGUAAGGAUUAUACCAGUAUGAAACACUUGGCUGAAAAAACAAAACUGAGUCCAGAGAAAAGGCAUAAUUCAUUAAAAGGAUUCAUGAAAAGCAUGAAAGAGGAAAGAGCGCAAGCAUUACUUCGACUCUGGGAUUUCAAAUUGGAUAGCAACCUUUUGUCCCUCCAGGGAAGAGUUUUGAGCAAUGCAAACAUCUUUCAAGGCAGAAGAAUGGUUCAAGCCAAUGCAAGUGGAGAGUGGGCAAGAGAAGUAAGAGAAAUCCCCUUGCUUUGCCCAGUGCCACUGCAUAGCUGGCUCCUGCUCUAUAGCAGGCACUGCCGUACACAAGCCAUGAACUUAGCGGAGCAUCUACAGCAUGUCACAGCCCCCAUGGGCAUAACUAUGAGUCCAGCAAGCAUGAUUGAAGUAGAUGGUCAUCCUGACUCCUAUACAAACACAUUACGGAAAUAUACUAGAUCAGCACUGCAGAUGGUGAUUUGUGUCCUGCCCAAUGAUGACAAAAACAGAUACGACCACAUAAAAAAAUACCUAUGUACCACAUUCCCGAUUCCAAGCCAAUGUGUGGUGAAAAGGACCAUCGAGAAGGUCCAGGCAAGGACCAUCAUCACGAAGAUUGCCCAGCAGAUGAACUGCAAGAUGGGAGGAGCCCUCUGGAAGGUGGAGACAAAUGUACAAAGAACAAUGUUCAUUGGCAUUGAUUGUUUCCACGAUAUUGUUCGUCGACAGGAAUCCAUAGCAGGAUUUGUGGCAAGUACGAAUGCUGAGUUGACAAAGUGGUACUCUCAAUGUGUCAUCCAGGCCACAGGAGAGGAGCUUGUGAAUGAGCUGCAAACCUGCUUGAAAGCUGCCCUGGAUGUCUGGUGUGAAAAUGAAUCAUCGAUGCCACGUUCUAUUAUUGUAUAUCGAGAUGGAGUGGGAGAUGGUCAGCUUCAAGCAUUGCUUGACCGGGAAGCAAAACCGAUGUGGACCUACUUACAAACCAUCUCUCCUAACAAUUUCGCCCUAGCUUUCAUUGUGGUGAAGAAGCGAAUAAACACUAGAUUUUUUCUUAAACGUGGAAACUACUUUGAAAAUCCACGUCCAGGAACAGUCAUCGACGUGGAGUUGACUAGGAACGAAUGGUAUGACUUUUUUAUCGUGAGUCAGUCUGUGAGUGAGGGGACCGUUACCCCUACUCACUAUAACGUCAUCUAUGACACGAUUGGCUUGCGCCCAGAUACAGUGCAGCGUUUAACUUACUGUCUAUGCCACAUGUAUUAUAAUUUGCCAGGCACCAUUCGAGUUCCAGCGCCUUGCCACUAUGCCCACAAGCUGGCAUACCUCGUGGGGCAGUCCAUUCGCCAGAAGCCGAAUCGUUCCCUGUCAACCCUUCUCUUUUACCUUUGACUUGUAGAA
Cebus imitator (Panamanian white-faced capuchin) is the source of this 2613-nucleotide messenger RNA. It is a transcript of the gene PIWIL3, whose product is annotated as piwi like RNA-mediated gene silencing 3. Gene Ontology annotation, molecular function: piRNA binding; protein binding. Gene Ontology annotation, biological process: regulatory ncRNA-mediated gene silencing. Gene Ontology annotation, cellular component: P granule. The record is from RefSeq and is a predicted model, not a curated record. Bases 1 to 2604 code for a protein of 867 amino acids. The transcript has 20 exons. Lineage: Eukaryota; Metazoa; Chordata; Mammalia; Primates; Cebidae.